UUUGCUUUAAAAAUCUACAGUGUUCUGUUAAUUUUAAAUAUUGUUAUAUUUUCUGCUAUCAUUUGAUCAGGGUAUCAAUUAUUCGGCAUGUCGCAAAUAUGUAUAUUUUCUAUCUUGUAAUUUUUGUUGUUGGUUGUUGGUUGCUGGCAAGCAAGUCGAGAGUUGCUGGCAGCGAGUGCCAUUUGAUGCGCUGUUAUACGUUGCUCUUAGCGACUCGUUGUUGUUGUUGUUGCAGGGGUAGUUGUUGUUAUUGUUGUUGUUUAAUGGCUGGUUAGCGGACCUGGCGACUGGCUGCUGCUGCUGCUGUUGCUGUUGCCGCUGCUGCUGCUGGCAACUGGCGAUUGCCGUUUUGCCGUUUGCGGAUUUUCAUAGUUCAGUGCGCUUUCCAGACGACAACGCUGACGACAGCAGCAACAGCAACAGUUGCUGCCAGCGUCUCUUGUCGCGUGUAUUUUUAUUGUUUUUUUUUCUGUGUGUUGUUGUUGUGUCUAAAUAUAAUAAUUUGUGAUUUAUUUAAUAGCAGUGACAAUUGUUGCUGCUCUUGAACAUGUGCUAAAAGAUAAUAGAUACAAGGAGGGCAAAAAAAAAAGAUACAAGAUACAAAUGUGUUUCGCCAGCUCGCUCACAACUUUAGCUUGAGUUGCGGCUUUAAAUUACUGAAAAAUACGCGACAGUUAUGUGUGCUAUUAUUAUGCGACUUGUUGUUUUUAUUAUGCAAUCGUAAAAUAAGAAGAAGAAGUAACAGUAGUAGUAGAAGAAGAAGAAGAUGCCGCAAUUUGAUGAAUCUUUCUUAAGCGAUUGCGCGCUCGCGGAACGUUGGCGUUUCUAUUCGUACAACGUGAAGCAGCAACAACAAUUGCAACUGCCAGAUGAGCAACAGCUGCCGCUGCCACAGCAACAACAGCAACAGCAACGAUCAGUGUGGUCAAUGCGAGAUAACAAUAAUAAUACCAGCAACAACAACAACAACAAUAAUAAACAUACGCUGCAUGACAUCAAAUUCCACAGGCGUCGCAAAUAUAAAAAAUUGCCACGUUUAGCAUUAUCAACAGCAACAACAACAACACCACAAACAACACCCAUAUGCACAUCAUUGACACCGCCGUGUGUGCUGGUCAAGAAUGUGGUGCGCUUGGGUGGCUAUGGAUCGUUUACCGCUUGCCAUUUACCUCGUUUGCCAUCGUUCAUCAUGCAAAUCAACAGCAACAACAGCAGCAGCAGCAGCACAUGAAAAAUACCCUACAUUAAAUGAUCAUAUAACACAGCAAAUGUCAUUUGUUAGCAAAAACUAU
Molecule: messenger RNA, 1292 nt
Organism: Drosophila innubila
Lineage: Eukaryota; Metazoa; Arthropoda; Insecta; Diptera; Drosophilidae
Product: guanine nucleotide-releasing factor 2-like
Exons: 2
Coding region: 767-1231 (154 amino acids)
Source: RefSeq, a predicted model, not a curated record